GUUUGGCCAUCCCAAUUUCACAGUGGACAUAACUAUGAGACCUUUUCUUGCUCUGUUCUUCCUCUGUUCCUGCUUUGCUUACCUUACUGUUGAGGUCUCAGCAACUACAAUAUCACUCUACAACAAAUGCUUGCACCCAGUAUGGCCAGGAAUCCAACCCAGUGCAGGCAAGCCCAUUCUAGCAAGAGGUGGGUUUAUGCUCAACCCCAAACAAGCUUACUCCCUCAGAGUCCCUGCAGGCUGGUCAGGCCGCAUCUGGGGUCGCCAUGAGUGCUCCUUUGAUGCCUCUGGCAAAGGCCUCUGCGCAACUGGAGACUGUGGUGGUUCUCUCUACUGCAAUGGCCUUGGUGGGGCACCACCUGCAACCCUCGCAGAGAUAACAUUAGGAGAACAAGAUUUCUAUGAUGUAAGCCUUGUUGAUGGCUACAACUUGGCUAUUGCAAUCACCCCAUUUAGGGGAAAGGGUAGAUGCAGCCCUGCAGGGUGUGUUAGUGAUCUGAACCGAAUGUGCCCAGUUGGGUUACAAGUAAGGUCUCAAGACAAUCAGGUUGUGGCUUGCAAGAGUGCUUGUUUUGCUUUCAACUCUCCCAGGUACUGUUGCACUGGAAGCUUUGGGAACCCACAGACUUGCAAGCCCACUGCCUAUUCUAGAAUCUUCAAGACAGCUUGUCCAAGAGCUUAUUCUUAUGCUUAUGAUGAUCCAACUAGCAUUGCUACUUGCAGUGGUGGAAACUACUUAGUAACCUUUUGUCCUCACCAUUAAAGUAAAGGAAAAGACAAGUCAAAAGCUAUUAUUUGGCUUUGGGAUUAUUGAGUUCCCCUCUCUUCAUAUGUGCCAUUAGAAGCUUAGACUUUAAUCUAUUAUCUGCUAAUCUUGUACCUACAGUUUGUCUACUACAGUGAUAGUAUCAAGUAAUUUCAUUAUUAGUGAGCUAUUAAAGAAGUUUAUCUG
This is a messenger RNA of Telopea speciosissima, 952 nucleotides long. RefSeq names its product thaumatin-like protein. Gene Ontology annotation, cellular component: extracellular region. Gene Ontology annotation, biological process: defense response. The record is from RefSeq and is a predicted model, not a curated record. Lineage: Eukaryota; Viridiplantae; Streptophyta; Magnoliopsida; Proteales; Proteaceae. The coding region runs from base 35 to 763 and encodes 242 amino acids. The transcript is spliced from 2 exons.